Molecule: messenger RNA, 1873 nt
Organism: Plodia interpunctella (Indianmeal moth)
Lineage: Eukaryota; Metazoa; Arthropoda; Insecta; Lepidoptera; Pyralidae
Exons: 1
Coding region: 148-348 (66 amino acids)
Biological process (GO): mitochondrial respiratory chain complex I assembly
Cellular component (GO): mitochondrion
Source: RefSeq, a predicted model, not a curated record
CGUUUCAGCUGACAUUCACUAUCGCAACUUUGGGCAUCUUCUUCUCCAAACCGAUCUACGACAUCUUCCUCAGGCCCCGAGAGCCCAUCGACUUGUCCGAGCCUCCCACCACGCUAGCUCUCCACAGGAAGGCUGUGUCAGAGUAAUAUGGAAUCUGUCGCCAAAGCCAAAGAGAGAUUAGCCAAAUACCCAGUGUUAUUCGCGAAGUGCUCUCAACAAGCUACUUUGUACGCUCGCUGCGUUUUGUUCAAAGAGGAUAAACUGAAGAAAAGUGACUGUGCCAAAGAGUUCCACGAAUUCAAGACCUGCUUGCAAUCGGCCGCAAAAGAUUUAAAAACGCGAAUAUAAUAAAAUGGAGAUCGCUAAGAAAUUUAUCGAUCUUCCGUUUAGAUACCAUCUGGUUAUGGGCGCUGUUAUUCGCCUGCUGUUGAUUGCGUACGCAGACUUCCACGACAAAUAUUCGGACGUGGCGUACACAGACAUAGAUUACCACGUGUUCACGGACGCGGCAAGACACGUUUUGAGAGGAAACUCCCCAUACAAACGACACACUUAUCGCUACAGUCCUUUGAUAGCGUAUCUCUUAGUCCCCAACAUCGUUAUUGGCAAGAACUUUGGCAAAGUCCUAUUCUGUGUUUUCGAUUUGCUGAUAAGUUUUGCUGUAAAAUUGUUAGUCGAGCAUCAGAUACAGUGGAAGGAUAGAAAAUCGAAGAUUCCCGUCUACAGUACUCUGUUUUGGCUGUACAAUCCACUGAGUGUUGUCAUUUCAACCAGAGGCAACGCAGACUCUGUGCCGUGCUUCUUCAUAAUUCUGUCUUUGCUCUUCUUACAGACAAACAUCGUUGAAGGUUUAUUGAAGUAUUGCCUUUCUGGUUCGUUAUUGGGAGUUGCGAUACAUUUGCGGUUGUAUCCUUUAGUGUUCAGCUUUCCUAUGUACCUAUCUCUGGGGCAAUAUGUAAUCGAUCGGAACACUGGACUGACCGAAGGAUUUAUAAGCUUAAUGCCGAAUAGGAAACAAAUAAUUCUAACUGUGAGUUGCGUGUCAACGCUUCUAAUGUUGACCUGCGGCAUGUACGUGCUAUACGGAUACGAAUUCUUAUUCGAAACGUACAUUUACCAUCUACUCAGAAAGGACACGAGACACAAUUUCUCUGUGAUGUUCUACUAUUUAUAUUUGACUAUGGACCAGUUAUAUUUUGAUAUCGUCAAGACGAUUUCCCUAUUAUUCGAGUGUCUUGUCCUAUUCGUUAUAAGCUUGACAUUUGGCUGUCAACCCAAGACGUUACCUUUCGCAUUAUUCUGUCAAGCUGCGGUGCUUGUCACUUUCAACAGCGUUAUGACAUCACAGUACUUUAUUUGGUUUUUGUCUCUGCUGCCAUUGGUUGCACACAAUUUGAGGAUGAUUCAGGCAAAAGCAAUGUUGCUUGCUACGAUAUGGGUAUCGGCGCAAGCCGCCUGGUUGUUUUACGCGUAUAUGUUAGAAUUCAAAUCGAGGCAUGUAUUUGAAUUGAUCUGGCUGAAAGGGAUUUUGUUCUUUUGCGCGAACGUGUUUGUGUUGGGGCAUCUUAUGGGCAGUUUCGAUGUUGACUACGGCUUCAAUACUCAAUUAAAUGUUCGUAAAAAUAAAUAAAUGCAUGUAAUUUAAUAUAAUAAUCCAAAGUUAUAGCUGGUAUCUCAUAUCGCAAACUUAUAUACAUUUGUAACAUUACGAACAAUGUAAUCACAGCAUAGACACAUUUUUCAACAUUUUAGCCGUCGUUAAAAUAGAUGUUUCAAUUUGAAAUGAACUGUUUAGUGUAGUGUUAAUGUGUAGAUAGAUGGUGUUUUGUUUUUGUUAUUUAAAUUUCGUAGGGAAAUUAAACGAAAUAAUUAA